AGCCGCUAGGGGCAGGGCGCCGCAGUGCCGUACUAGCGGGCAGCCGCUGAGGACUGCUGCGGGGCCGCGGAUAACGGAGCAGGCAGACGACCCUGGCAUUGCCUAACCCCAGCAGGGCCGCCCAAGCUCUGCAGCGCCCACUCGGGCUGCCAUCUCCUCCCCGAGCGGGCUGCGCGGGCGGGAAGACGCUCAGACGCCGGUUUCGGUCCCCUUUCUGUCUUUUGGUUCCUCUUUCCUCCCAAGUAAGGGAAUAAGCCCUGAGGAAGGAGCGCUCCGGGAAACCGCGCAACCAAGUGUUGCCUGGCGAGAGGGAGAGCAAGGGUUUCUGGAUUUACCUUGACUGCACAUAGAAGGAUGUUCCCUGAGGAAUAGCAGAGGUCUUCGCUCAUCUGCUGGAAGGUACCCACUGCUGCCAUAGACACUUUGGUCCUCGAGAAAUCUCCCAGAGGGCUUGUCCAUCGCAUACCUGCAAUGAGCCAGGCCCUGGGCUGGGCCUCGGCUUCACCCUGGUGAACAAAACUCCAUCCCCAGCCUCAAGCGCUCAGACCCAGCUUAAAGAUGAGUGAAGAACGCUGGGUCUCCCUCACUUCAGAAGAAUUUGACCAACUCCAGAAAUAUUCAGAAUAUUCUUCCAAGAAGAUAAAGGAUGUCUUGGCUGAAUUUAAUGAGAGUGGAAGCAUCAAACAAUUUGGCUCACACGAGACAAUUAGCUAUGACGUCUUCAAGCUGUUCAUGAGGGCAUACCUGGAGGUGGACCUGCCCCAGCCACUGAGCACGCACCUCUUCCUGGCCUUCAGCCAGAAGCCCAGACAGGAGGUCCCUGACCACCCAAAGGAGGGGACCAGAAACAGUGAGGCCAGUGCCCCAGAUUCUAAUAUACAGAAUGUGGAUAAUGCUGCCAAAGCUGAUGAGGCCUGUGCCCCUGAUACGGAAUCAGAGAUCACCGAGAAGCAAGUGCCAGCUAAAGACCAAGGGGCUGCAACCUCCCUGGGAAACCCUGUUGCUCAGUCUUCAGGCUCUGAACCCCCGACCGUGUACCUAAAAGAUGUCGUGUGUUACCUGUCCCUGCUGGAGACAGGGAGACCUCAGGAUAAGCUAGAGUUCAUGUUUCGUCUCUAUGAUUCGGAUGAGAACGGUCUCCUGGAUCAAGCGGAGAUGGAUCGUAUUGUCAACCAGAUGCUGCACAUUGCUCAGUAUCUUGAGUGGGAUCCCACGGAGCUAAGGCCUAUAUUGAAGGAGAUGUUGCAAGGGAUGGACUACGACCGGGACGGCUUUGUGUCUCUACAGGAAUGGGUCCACGGAGGGAUGACCACCAUCCCAUUGCUGGUCCUCCUGGGCAUGGACGACUCUGGCUCCAAGGGGGAUGGCAGGCAUGCCUGGACCAUGAAGCAUUUCAAGAAACCAACCUACUGCAACUUCUGCCAUGUCAUGCUGAUGGGCGUGAGGAAGCAAGGCCUGUGCUGCACAUACUGUAAAUAUACCGUCCACGAACGCUGUGUAUCCAAAAACAUUCCUGGCUGUGUCAAAACGUACUCAAGAACCAAAAGGGGCAGCGAGGUGAUGCAGCACGCGUGGGUGGAAGGGAACUCCUCGGUCAAGUGUGAUCGGUGCCACAAAAGUAUCAAGUGCUACCAGAGUGUCACCGCGUGGCACUGCGUGUGGUGCCGGAAGACGUUUCACCGCAAAUGUGAAUUAUCCACAGUGUGUGAUGGUGGGGAACUCAAAGACCACAUCCUACUGCCCACCUCGAUCUGCCCCAUUACCCAGGACAGGCAAGGUGGGAAGUCUGAUGGUGACGCGUCAGCCAAGGGUGAACUUGUAAUGCAGUACAAGAUCAUCCCCACCCCGGGUACCCACCCCCUGCUGGUCUUGGUGAACCCCAAGAGUGGAGGGAGACAAGGAGAAAGAAUUCUUCGGAAAUUCCACUAUCUGCUCAACCCCAAACAAGUUUUCAACCUGGACAAUGGGGGGCCUACUCCAGGACUGAACUUUUUCCGGGAUACUCCAGACUUCCGUGUCUUGGCCUGCGGAGGAGAUGGGACAGUUGGCUGGAUUUUGGAUUGCAUUGAUAAGGCCAACUUUGCAAAGCAUCCACCAGUGGCUGUCCUGCCUCUUGGAACAGGAAAUGACCUGGCCCGAUGUCUCCGCUGGGGAGGAGGCUAUGAAGGGGGAAGCCUGACAAAAAUCCUGAAGGAAAUUGAGCAGAGCCCCUUGGUGAUGCUGGAUCGCUGGCACCUGGAAGUCAUCCCCAGAGAGGAGAUGGAGAACGGGGACCAGGUCCCGUAUGACAUCAUGAACAACUACUUCUCCAUUGGUGUGGAUGCUUCCAUUGCACACAGAUUCCACGUGAUGAGGGAGAAACACCCCGAAAAAUUCAACAGCAGGAUGAAGAACAAGCUGUGGUACUUUGAAUUUGGCACCUCGGAGACCUUCGCAGCCACCUGCAAGAAACUCCAUGACCACAUAGAGUUGGAGUGUGACGGGGUUGGGGUGGACCUGAGCAACAUCUUCCUUGAAGGCAUUGCCAUUCUCAACAUUCCAAGCAUGUAUGGUGGCACCAAUCUCUGGGGAGAAACCAAGAAGAAUCGGGCAGUGAUCCAGGAAAGCAGAAAAGUUGUCACUGACCCCAAGGAACUGAAAUUCUGCAUCCAAGACCUCAGUGACCAGCUUCUUGAAGUGGUGGGACUAGAGGGAGCCAUGGAAAUGGGGCAGAUCUACACUGGUCUGAAGAGUGCGGGCAGGAGGCUGGCCCAGUGCUCCUCUGUCACCAUCAGGACAAACAAGCUGCUGCCGAUGCAAGUGGAUGGAGAGCCCUGGAUGCAGCCACCUUGCAUGAUUAAAAUUAUCCACAAGAACCAAGCACCCAUGAUGAUGGGACCUCCCCAGAAGAGCAGCUUCUUUUCCCUGAGAAGGAAGAGCCGUUCAAAAGACUAAACAAUGUGCUAAUUGCCAGCUAAACCAAGACAGAAGACAAGAAACUGUAACACACACACACACACACACACACACACACACACACACACACACUCUCCUCUCUAACCAGCAGAAGUUAAGCCACCCUUCACUCUGGCAUACAUUCUCUUUAUUUCAAGAAUGGACAUACCCUAACAGAGCCAGUGCAACAGAACAUUUUGAAUGGACUUGGGGCCCACCAGGGUAUGGUUGGCUCAUGCAGCAAUCUCCACAUUCCCAGAAGGCCUUGGGUGAAGCUUUCCCAGAUUGAAGAAGAACUCCCCCUUCCUUCCCACCAGCCCUGUAAGUUUCCUCAUGGACACUCGCAAGGAGCAGGCUGCAGGUUUCCUGCCUAUGGUGAGAUCGGAUGUGGCCAAGGGAAAGAGCUCCCAUUCCAGAGAGCCUACACAAAGGUGCCUCUGUAAAGAGACAAAUGGCCUCCGACACUCAGAGCAUAACCCUUGGCAGGGCUCAGCAAGCGCACGUUGAGUUCUUGGUCGUCCUUCCAGCGAGAGCAACAGCUUUUCCCUGAACCUGCUGAGGAGGCAGAAAGGCUGUGCAAAGCUGUGUUUCCAUUCUUGGUUCUCUCUGCUGUUAGUGGGCACUUGUUAUUUCCCGAAGCCUUCUCCUGGUGGCUGUGUUUGUUUAGAGACGGCUCCAGGAGCCCCCAGAGCUGCCUGCACAGCAUACCUUAGAUGUGGUAUUUAUUUUCUUAGUCCUGUGAACACCUGGGAGGAAAAGCAGAGAAACUGGGAUUUAUUUUUCAAAUUGGUGUCAUAAUAUUGUAUAAAAAGGGAAGGAAAAAAAACCACCCCCAGCUUCUUUCUUUUUCAAGCCAAAGUGUGUUUCCUGUUUGAGUUCCAAGCCCUGGUGGCAGUCUAUUCCUGAAGGCAGAGAAGUCAGGCGGGAAAGGCCGUUUGCUGAGGAGACCAGGAGACAAACCAUCAGGUGGUUCCUCCAGCCUCUUUGCACGUAGUCCUCCCAGAGUAUGACCUGAGGGCCCUUCUGAUGGUCUUAUUUGUGUACAUAUGUGUUGCAUAUAUAUUUAUAAAUAUAAAUAUUUAUUUACUGAUGGACUUUUCCUGAUUUAAAAAUAUAUAUUUAGCAAAGGAACCGAAAAUGGAAAAGAUAAAGAAGGUUUUUACUCCUCCAUUCCACCAUAUUCUUGUCAAGACAUAUUGCCCUGUGGUGACUGUGAGAUUUAAGGGAAAUGAAAGUAGAUUCUUAUCACAGAGAAACUGAGAAUUUUUAUUCUGGAUCAUUAAAACAACCAUGAAAUAUAUACUGGGAAGGAUUUAUUCUUCCAUUUAUCAGAUAAGAAAACCGAGUCUCAGAAAAUUAAGAGACUUGUCCAUGAUAUCUUGGCUAAUAUGGUUUGGGAAUAGGUGCCACUUAAGAAGAUACAAAAAAAAAAAAAAAAAGGAUACUCGAUAGAGAAAAUAACCACACAUCUUGGAACAGGGUCAUUUCUGGUCACUGAGAAAUGAUUCCAUUUGAAUCCAGGUUGCCAGGGAAGAAUGAAUGUGCAGCACAUGUGUGCAUAGGGCAAGCCCACAUGAGAAAAUGAGGCCUCAUGAUUGAUGCUUCUCAACGAUUCUCUUUGGCCUGAACUGAUGAGAAGUUGGUCUGAGUUUAAGGCACUGAACAGAUCAUCAAACUCUCCACAUAUCACCUCAUCACGGUCAUCAUAGUCUCUCAGCAUGGAAACAACCUGGCUGGCUGCAGGGAUAACCUCCGUGGAAAGUCACAGGAGGGCUGAGGUAUCUUCUGCAAGGUACUGCCAGCCAGUACGCAGAAGGGUCUCAACAAAGCUCAGUGGGCUUCAUUCAGCUGGUGCUGGCAUUACCCUCCUUUCCCGAGAGCAAAUGUCUAUGGAGCUUCUUCGAUAGAAGAAACAUUUGCCUUGCUCCCUCAGGCCUCCAUCCCCUCUGAGAUUCCUCAAGAGGAAGCCUGGGCUCACUGGACAUUGCUCCGCUGAGCUUCCUCUAAUCUCCUGGCACUGAGUCAGGAGCUUUGUUCAAGGAAAGGAAAAUGACGAUUGUGUGUACAAAUUGAUUCUAACUCUGAAGGAAGCAGUCAUCUAGGACCGUGUGGACAUCUAGGACCAUCCUGCUCAACCUAACAGUGCAGAGCACCGGGCAAGGGGAAAACCAGGCCACCCGAAGAAUCUCCUGAGGAAUUGGAGCCAUGGUGAUGGGAUCAACAAGCUCCAGAAUGACAGCAGAGAACUGGUACCUAUUGGUUACCAGAAAAUGGCAUGAUCUUCAAAAAAAAGAGAAAACAUUUCCUGCUGAAUAUUUCCUCUCUCCCCAACACUCUUGAGAUAGCAAGAGGCAGGAGAGUGAACUGAAAAGAAGAGGAUCCUACAGCAAGUUGCUGACCCAGCUUACAGCACAGCUGCCCUCUUUCAUAAAAUGGGAAGAAUCUUUUGUGCCUCUCUGUACCAUCGUCCUCAAUGCUCGGUAGCUAUCACAGAGAAGUUGCUAUUGUUAGCAAGUAAUCAUAAUUCCAAGAAGCCACCAGCUAAGGGGGUUCUGAUGGAUGCUUUUCUCUUUCUUCAGAAAACAAGUAAGACCCCUCUAUCUUGGAAAAGUCUGAUAAAUGUUCCCUAGAGGCUGCUAAGGAAGGGAGCCAUUCCACAUCCCAUGAUGGUAUGAGGGAUAAAGAACCCCGCCUGGGAAACAAGAGCAACACGGGGAGUGGGCUACAGUCCUGUCUCAGCCACAUGGCCUUGGACAUGUCCUUUAGCCUUCUGGGUCCUCUCUUUCUACCAAACAAGGAGGCUCUAAAGACCUUCCCACUUCAAUGACCUUGCCUUCACCUGGGGCAAAUACUAAGGCCAUCAGAGAGACGGCAGGGUUCUCGUUCCCCUGGGUCUUCCCCCAGCCCUGCUGACCUAGGAAGGCUACUGCCAACCCUCAGCCAAGAUCUACCUUCCCUCUUGAGGAUUGGUCAUGCUCAGAAAUCAGCUAAUUUGGGGGACCAACAUGAAACAAAACACACUGCAAGGAAACUCUUUGAUAAGCCCUCCACCUAGGUACACACACACACACACACACACACACACACGCACACAUCUACAGACACACUCAAUCCCUAAAGUGUAAGUAUUUUCCCUUCCAUGUAUCAAACCUAUUUUACCCUUUCUAACUGCCAGUGUGUUAGGAGAGAAUUCAAUCCCACUAAUGGAAAACACUGCUUCCUUUUAGGGAGCUUAGCUAAACCUCAGUGUUUGGGGGUGACCUUGGGCACAAGUUGAAGCUACAGGUCCCAAAACACAUUAACUGCAGCCCAGAAAUGUAGGCUCUACCAGCCGAGACUGAGGCAGUAAAUAGUUAGCACAGUGCCAGGGUCCAGAUCCUUCCCUCCUUGCUUGUCCACCUCCACUGCCUCCCCCACCCACAGAUAUGUUGUUCUGUGGUGGUGGUUGCCUGUUCCAGCCUGCCCGUCUGCCUGCACAGAGUGCCGUGGACUUAUUCUGUAAUGUACUGUGUAUAUGUAUGUCCUGACUGUGGUUUACUACAAAUAAAAAUGACAGCAGAUUGCUGACCUCUGA
Messenger RNA from Myotis daubentonii (Daubenton's bat), 6508 nucleotides. RefSeq names its product diacylglycerol kinase gamma (gene DGKG). Gene Ontology annotation, molecular function: ATP-dependent diacylglycerol kinase activity; calcium ion binding. The record is from RefSeq and is a predicted model, not a curated record. Gene Ontology annotation, biological process: phospholipase C-activating G protein-coupled receptor signaling pathway. Gene Ontology annotation, cellular component: plasma membrane. The coding region runs from base 559 to 2934 and encodes 791 amino acids. NCBI's taxonomy places the organism in Eukaryota, Metazoa, Chordata, Mammalia, Chiroptera, Vespertilionidae. The transcript has 27 exons.